This is a messenger RNA of Nestor notabilis (Kea), 855 nucleotides long. Its product is annotated as poly(U)-specific endoribonuclease-B-like. Lineage: Eukaryota; Metazoa; Chordata; Aves; Psittaciformes; Psittacidae. The record is from RefSeq and is a predicted model, not a curated record. Gene Ontology annotation, molecular function: RNA endonuclease activity. The coding region runs from base 1 to 855 and encodes 284 amino acids. The transcript is spliced from 7 exons.
AUGGCUAAUGGGGAAGCCUUAAAUCAUGAACUUUCCACACUUUUCAAUGAGAUGUGGGAUAUGGAUGUUAACCGCCUUAUGCCUGGGAAAGACUACACAAUUGAUUUGCAGGGAAAAGCAGGUGCCACACAGCAAGGUGACAGUGCAGCCAGACGCUUGUUCCACAAUGUAAAUGAAGAACGCCUGAAGAGCAUAAAAACUUUUGCAACCUUUAUUUCCUUAUUGGACAACUAUGAGACAUCAACUGGCGUAGCAGAAGUAGUGACUCCAGAAGAAAUAGCUGAAAAUAAUUGCUUUCUUGAUGCUAUCUUAGCAACAAAAGUAAUGAAACUAGCUCAUGAAUAUCUGCUUAAAAAAAACCUAGCAAAGCCAAACCUUGCCGAUUUCAAACAUCAGCUCUAUGACAUCUGGUUCCAGCUCUACGCCAGGAAAGGAGGAAACAGACCUGAUUCUUGUGGUUUUGAACACGUUUUUGUCGGAGAAACAAGACGUGGUAAACAGAUCUUAGGUCUGCACAACUGGGUGCAAUUUUACCUUCAGGAAAAGCGCAACCAAAUUGACUACAAGGGAUAUGUGACUCGGAAGAACAAAACCAGGCCUGACAAAGACGACCAAGUUUUGAGCAUCCAGUUCAGCUGGAAGGGCUCAGUCAAGCCAAUUGGAAGCACCUUUAUUGGUGUCAGCCCGGAGUUUGAAUUUGCCCUUUACACCAUCAUUUUCCUGCUGUCUGAAGGAAGAGUCACACGUGAAACAGUGAAGAUAGAGGAAUAUGAGCUACAGAUAGUUGUUUGCCGCCAUGGGCACCACAUUGGAACAGCAUAUCCAGUACUUCUCAACACCAGUAGUGAAGACUAG